CAAAAAGGAAAAAACAAAAUGUCGGUUUCACUUCAUAAAUUUCUCACUCAUUUUCCCGGAAAGUUACAAAGGCAUUCCUUUUUCAGGUUCUCAAGUCAAGUCACAGAAACACAAGAGUAGAACACACAAAAAAAAAAAGCUGGAGCUUUAGCUAUUUUUGUAUUCUUGAAACAUGAUCUUGACUUUCUGAUUUUUAUAAUUCUAAUUCAGAGAGCUCUCAGAAAGUGUGAGAUAAUGUUGGCACUAAUGAAUUGUGCUUCUUCAUCUUUCUCAUCCUCUUCAUCUUCUUCUUCUUCAUCCUCUCCCACUUCUUCCUCUUCAUGUUCUCCAAGGAACAGAGAGAACAUGGUUCUGCAGAGUGGUGUUGAUGUGUCAUCUCCAACUUUCUCUUCAGACACAAAACUUAUUGAUAAGAGUAUAAUUACUCACAAAAGCUCCAAUCUCUGUCUCAUCCCAAAGUCUUCAGAAGAAUUGAAGAAAGAGAUUGCUUCCAUCGAGUUAGAGAUUCUACAAAUGGAACGUUACCUAUUGUCACUAUACAGAAAAUCUUUCGAGCAGCAAGUUUCUUCCUUGUCUAAUCUCUCUGCAACAACGUUACCACGUUCAUUGACCACUUCACCAUCAUCAUUAACUCUCUCAAACAACUACCAAGCUUACGAGAAACCCAUCUCGUAUCCUAGGUGUUUCAACACUAGCUUGAAAGCCUUAUCUUCAAGAGAAGGGACUAGAGAAGUAUCUGGUAAGCAGAGUCUUGGAGAGCUUCUUGGAUCAUCUCAUAUAGUUGAUGAUCAACACAACUUUAUAAACCCUAAUAAACUCUCUGAAGAUAUCAUGAGAUGCAUAUCUUCUGUGUACUGUACACUUUCAAGAAGCUCAACACCAAGAAGAGAUUCCUCAGCUUGUUUCUCUGCUUCUCCUCUUUCAUCAUUGUCGAAUUCAUCAACCCUUUUCUCUUCAAAAUCCGAUAAAUGGAGUAUGCAUUGCGCUAGUGAGGAUCGUUUGAUGAAUCAUAGUAAAGAUCAUGGCAAUGUUUUGCCUUGUGGUGCUCUUGUAAUAGAUGCUCUUAAAGUACACUUGGAUGAUAGUAGUUUCAGUUACGCUGCUCUUAUGUUGCAAAAGUUCAGAUCAUUGGUUCAGAAUCUUGAGAAAGUUGAUCCGAGUAGAAUGAAACGCGAAGAGAAGCUUGCGUUUUGGAUUAACAUUCACAAUGCUCUUGUAAUGCAUGCUUACUUAGCUUAUGGAACUCACAACCGUGCAAGAAACACCUCUGUUUUGAAGGCAGCUUAUGAUGUUGGAGGCUAUCACAUAAACCCUUUCAUCAUUCAAAGCUCAAUCUUAGGAAUCAGACCUCAUUACUCAUCACCAUCACCUUUACUCCAAACACUGUUUUCACCUUCAAGAAAGUCCAAAACGUGCAGUGUUAGACACGUUUACGCAUUGGAAUACCCAGAGGCUUUAGCUCAUUUCGCUAUAUCUUCAGGAGCAUUCACAGAUCCCACGGUUCGAGUUUACACUGCGGAUAGAAUCUUCAGGGAUCUAAGACAAGCGAAGAAAGAGUUUAUAAGAAGCAAUGUUCGUGUUCACAAAGGGACAAAGAUUUUGCUGCCAAAGAUCUUUCAGCAUUACGUUAAAGACAUGUCAAUGGAUGUGUCUAAGCUCAUGGAAGCAACAGCUCAGUGUUUACCUGAGGAUGCGAGGAGGAUUGCUGAGAAAUGUUUGAAGGAGAAGAAGAGUAAGAGUUUUGAAUGGUUACCGGAGAACUUGAGUUUCCGGUAUGUCAUUGCCGGAGAAUUGGUGGGAGGAAGAAACAAUACCUUAUGAUAGGUCUUAGUACUUUUUAUUCAUAGGAGUUUUUGUGUGUUUGGCCAAAAGAUGUGAUUAAAUAAUUUAAAUAACCGUUAGUGUUUGAUUUCAUAUAUUUGUAUUUCAGACUGGUGUAAAGCAAGAGUUUUUUCAAUUGAAAAAAAUGUAGAAUUGAG
This is a messenger RNA of Eruca vesicaria subsp. sativa (arugula), 1979 nucleotides long. NCBI's taxonomy places the organism in Eukaryota, Viridiplantae, Streptophyta, Magnoliopsida, Brassicales, Brassicaceae. The record is from the annotation of a GenBank genome assembly.